UUGAGAUUGUUUCUCAAUUUACACGGACACUAUUUAUAUAACUGCCGACGAUCGAAACACUUCUUUCUCGAUACUCCGUGGGGUGCAUGGGAUACUAUUGAAUUCCGAUAGCGCCGCGGGCAAUAGUUCAAGUGUUAUGUUUACGGGUUUUUCCGCCGGAAUCUGGGAAACGAUUCUGUUCUAUGAAGUAUCGAACCAAGUUUCGCGAUCUUCCUUGCUCCAUGAAUUUUUUGAACGUGAGGAAAAAAUAAAUGGGAGGUAUGAAUUUACCCAGGUUCGGCACACCGUUGAACAACCUGACGGUCUCUGUGGGUCGCGAAGCUGUUUUCACCUGCAUUGUGGAAAAUCUUGGCCCGUACAAGGUAGCGUGGCUGCGAGUGGACACACAAACGAUCCUCACGAUCGCUACUCACGUUAUCACGAAGAAUCACCGUAUCGCCGUCACACAUAGCGGUCAUCGUAGAUGGUGUCUUCAUAUCCGGGACACCAAAGAAACGGACAGAGGAUGGUAUAUGUGCCAAGUUAACACCGACCCCAUGUCCAGCAACACUGGAUUCCUCGAAGUAGUCGUACCACCGGAUAUCCUGGACGACUCCACCAGCACCGACAUGGAGGUACGAGAGGGCAGCAAUGUGACAUUACGAUGCGCCGCGACUGGUACCCCCAAGCCGAAGGUCACGUGGCGGCGAGAAGUUGGUGGCACGAUCGCACAAUCGAAUUCACACGAAGUAGGCGAGGGCUCGGUGUUGAAGCUAACGCGCGUCACGCGUGCCCAUAUGGGACCGUAUCUGUGCAUAGCGUCGAAUGGUGUUCCUCCAGCAGUCAGCAAGCGGAUCGUGCUCAAUGUUUACUUUCAGCCAAUGGUAUGGAUCGAAAACCAGUUAGUGGGCGCUUAUGAGGGCCAAACUCUCGUCCUGGAAUGUCACAGUGAGGCUUAUCCAACAGCGAUCACUUAUUGGACUAGGCCAUCCAACGAAACGAUCACAAAUGACAAUUACAAGGUUGAAACAAUUCCAAAAGGAUACGAAAUAACCAUGAGGCUCACUAUAAAAUCCAUACAGCCCCAAGACUUCGGGUCAUACAGAUGCGUGGCAAAAAAUUCAUUGGGAGAAAUGGAUGGAAAAAUCAAACUUUACAGGAUCGAUAGAUCGCCGACGAUGCGUAGACCGAACACCAGGCGAGAUUCGAAGAAGAGUUGGAAGAUGGAUCACAGUCACGAAAGAAACACGACAGGCAUGAAGGACGAGCCAAUGCCGAAAGGCGUCGAGAACGAUGAUGAACAGGUUGAUUUUCAAUCGGCCACUGCCUCGUCGCACUUUCACUGCCAUUUAUUUGCGAAUCUUGGCAUCGCCGCGAUCACUGCCAUCUUAGCCGGUGGUUUGUCGACGUAGACCAUUCUGUGAUCGUUAUUACACCUGAAACUGAGUAAUUCGCGUCCGGAUGAGUCUUCAGGGUCACGCUAGUCACUUACAAUAUACUAGCUACCAACCAGAUUGAGAUUGUAAUCGUACGAGAUGCAUCGAGGACCAGCCAGUUCAAUGUUUCUUGGACUUUUUGUCUAAGUGAAUUCUCACAGAUUUGAAUGGGAACUUGUUGGAAAAAGCGUAUUCUAACAUCAAGACUUUUCAGAACGUAGUGGACGCUUGGGACAGUUUACGUUCUUUUUUCGAGAAGAUUUUAUCCUUUCGUUAAUCCUUUAGCUGCGGAAGAAACAAGUAUACGCUAUGAGGAAACGACUUAUAAGAUUUAUUACAGACGUAUAAUAUCGACGAAAAGUUUGGAUGUACUAGAUAUGUUCACGUAUUUUUCAAGGUGGUAGGACCUUUUAUAUUUUCUUUUUUUUUUUUUUUUAUAAUCUACGCUGAUUCAUAAAAAUAUUUGAACGCUUAUACUGUAGGAAACCUUUAUGCCGAUAUUAUAAACAUUUUGAAUCUUUAAAUUUCACUGCAAUGAGACACGACUGUCAUGAUUAUAUUUGUAAAAUUUAAAACGAAUCUGAAAAUAUACGUAGAAGUAGUGCGCCUGUAUAUUCCGCAGUGUUCAGAAAAGUAUUUAAACAGUCAAUUAUCCAUCAUGUUAAUAAACCAUGUUAACCUACAGAAUAAUAGAAGCUGUUUUCUAUCUAUAUAAUUUAUCUAUCUAUAUAAUUUAAAAAAUCAUAUUACAUCCAAACAUUUUGCCAUUAUUAUUUUGCCGCCAAUAAUUAAAAUAGUAAUGAAAAUCAUGGAAAUCAUUUAUUGACUUGCGAAUAUGUCGUUCUCGAUAUUAUAUUGGAUUUCAGUUUAGCCACAGCUAAAGGAUUAAGAAUAAUAGUUAUACCGGCGGACAAAUUACUCAAGAAAACUGCGCGUUUGUUUAAAACAACGGAGCUUGCUCUAUUUCUUCUUCCAUGUUCUAUCGGAAUUUAGUAACAGUCUGAGUAUACAUUUUAUUUAGGUUGAAUAAACAUGUAUCGAUGAAACGUUGUUAGCAAUUAAUUGUGUUACAAUAAAAGAAAGUGUUGAAGACAAUUUUUUCGUACAGAUUCGAUUCUUGGUUCAAAAACUUCGAGAGGAUAUCUUUAAAAUUUCUAAUUUACGUACACUGUUAUUUGUUCUGAAAUAUCUAAAUCUAUUGGACUCAACAUAUUAUAUUUUCCUACGUUCUAUAUAAUUUAUAAUGAUGCUUAAAAAUAUUAUGUGAUACAAAAUCUUUAGGAGAAAAGCUUUUAUGAAGUCUUCGCCUGUAUUUACUUUUGAUAGAUUUUUAUAUACCUAUUACAUGUAAAAUUGUUUAUAAAGUUGUUCGUACUCUUAUUAUAGCAUUUAUUAAUUUUAAGAUCGAAGUAUUUAUGUAAUUUAUAUUUCGAACGUUUUGUAAGUUUCCAUUGUAAAAAACGCCGACACGAAGCGAGUAGUUUCUCGCGAAUAUGUAACGCUUGUACCUAACCUACAUAUGUAUAUGUAAAUAUCAGUUUCGUGACGUAGCAACAUGCCUUUGCUUUACGACAAUAAUUUUUUCGAUUAUAUUAUAAACGAAGCCUAUUAUUUGUAACACGCAACAGUGUAAAAUUCAUUCCUAAAUUCGUAAAACCAUAUUCUGGUCGCAUUAUAGUAUCACAUUAGUGUCGUUCAUGCCAUAUUUUUAAGCAAAACAAAAUAUUUAAGAAUGUAAAAUAUUUAAGAUUAUUUAUUUAUUUAAUUCCUUUUUUCCUUAUAAAGUUUGAUUUCUUUUAUAAAAUUUCAUUUUCAAUUAGUAUGUACAUACAGAGAACUCGAAGAAUAAAUAUUAUAAUUAUUUAAUUAUAUUGCUUUAAAUUAUGUUAGAGACUUAUUUCAAGUAUUGCAUACUGUUUGACUGAUUCUGAUUCCAUCAUAAACAACAUAAAAGUAUUGAACACAACAUUGUUGAAAUUUUUAUAAAGAUGUUAUUAAUGUUCAAAAAGAAAUGUAUAUCAUGUGUCAUGGUAUAAGUUGUUAGUUAUCAGAGCAGACAUAGUUCAAACAUCAAAUUUUAUUCAUGUGACAGAGUGGUGAUGAUAAAGUGGUUCUGAAGUAGAUGGCUGACUUAGGAAAGUUUAUUCUACUUAUAUUAAUAAGAUUCAAUAUUUCGCAUUUUAUUUAAAACUUGCGGUAUAACUUUCAAUAAUUCAGUAAUAAUCAAUAUUAUUUUCAGCUAUUAUAAAUAUUUACAAUCAGUAUCUAUUGAAAUUGUAAUUAUUCAUGUUUCCUUCACGCGAAGAAUUAAAGAUUUUUCAGAUAUUUAGUACAAUUUUUGAAUAAUUUCUAACAUAAUUUUGCAAGGAUAAGUAUUAUGCAAUAACCAUAAAAACAUAGUUUUAUCGUGCUUUAAAAUUAGCGAAGGCUUUCUAUGGUUACAUACAUGCGAUAAGUUUGUCCACUUCAAAGAUAAGCAACAAACACAAUUCCAAAACUCGACCAGCUAGUUCAGAAACACUGUUUGUUCUCUACAUUCCUACACUUACAUUUUCGUAAUGGGUACAAAUGCAAAUGAGUUUAUGAGAGAAACUGUGACCUCACUCCCUUCCAACGGCUUCAUCGUUCCAUGAAUGCGUUCACAAGUACUGUACCCAAUAGUUAACGAUACGAUUAUCCAAAAUAUUACGAUACUGAUACAAUAUCGAUUAAUGUACCAUAGGCACGUACUGCUUACCCGAGCAAAAAUGGAGUUUCCAAUGCAUAUGUUCGAGCAUAUAAACUAAAAGAAGGCUGGUACACGAUUAUUCUUCCUUUAAUUGAUCUAAUUAUUUAUGACGACAGAAAUCUCAAUCAUAACCAGAGUUGCUAUUUUAUUAUAUUGUAAAAUUAGAAUGUUAUGAAUUGUGAUUUAGGAAUUACAAAGAAAAAUUCAAAACAGACAAAAAUUAUGUCAAUUAAAUUUUGUCUAUAAAAAUAUAAAUUUUUAAUUAACAAUAGAUUAUUUCCGAAAAUAUUUACUAGAAAAAAUUUAAAUUAAGAAAAUUUAAUUUAAGAAACAAUAGAAACAAAAACACAUAAAUAUAUGUAUAUGUUAUUGUUACAUCAAAUCGUCAGAGCUUUUUAUUAACUCAUUCCCUUCUAUCAACCUGGAGAUAUUUCAAGAAAAAUUGUAUUUGUAUACCCAUUUUCAUUUCUCCUACUUACACUAAAAUUACAUAUCGUAAUUAAUUAUACGAAGUUUUUAAAUGUUCAUGUGCAUAUUUUUCGUAUUAUCAGAAACUACUCGCAAUAUAUCUGUAUAGGAAAGAAAUCUUCUCAGUUCAGAGGGAAUUGAUACAAAAAGGUUAAAAUCCAGAUUUAUCUUGGAUUUUGGAAUCGGAGAAGUGGCACUUGUGAUUGCUAGACUACAAAUUGCUUUAUACAAAUUCAUAUUUUUAUGAACAACAUUGAAAAAAAUAACAUAAACAGAAAUUUGUCUCAAAGUAUAAAUAAUAUAACUUUAUUUUAGAUAUUUUAUAUAUAUUGUAAAGAUUUCAAUUUUUCAUGAAUGUAGAAAGUCUACUAAUUACAAUUAGCCAAUCCACAGUGGAAAAUAUCUUACAAAAUUCUUUCUUUUCCCCUGUUACAUUUUAAAUUCAAGCAACUUGAUCUUUGCUCGGUAAAGCAAUACACAUCGAUGAUCCGGGUAAUAUUUUAACAUACCUCGACC
Messenger RNA from Bombus pyrosoma, 5127 nucleotides. Its product is annotated as lachesin-like. NCBI's taxonomy places the organism in Eukaryota, Metazoa, Arthropoda, Insecta, Hymenoptera, Apidae. The coding region runs from base 252 to 1391 and encodes 379 amino acids. Gene Ontology annotation, cellular component: neuron projection. The record is from RefSeq and is a predicted model, not a curated record. The transcript has 8 exons.